GACAUCACACCGGAGAGCCAGUAGGAGUGUGGAGCGCAGCUUUUGGGGGCUGGGUGUGUGUGUGUGUGUGUGUAUGUGUGUGUGUGUGUGUGUCCGCGCGUGCACACAAGUCUCUGAGUGAACGCGCAAACUUUACCCGCGCACCUAAGAAGUUUCUCCUCGUUUGCCUGUCUGUCUUCUGAACUUCUACGACUGAGGAUUUGCCGCUCGGAUCAACUCAACUGGAACUUUUUCACUAUACAGAGGAGACUAAUUAAGACGCUUCUGUUUGAAUUUGCCCACACACACACACACACACACACACACACACGCACACAAUAAGGAGGAAUAUUAUGCACAUUAGUGUCUAGUGAUGUUCAUGUCGGAUUUCGGAUGCGCACCUUGGUCUUUUCAGCGCUAGAGAUGCGGAUGAAUGGAAGUUUAACUUUUGUUGAGUGAAUCCACGCGCGCGCGUCUGGAGUUUUCCAACCUGGAGAAUUAAUUAGAAUUGAAUUAGAUUCAUCACUUGUACUUUUAUUAUUAUUAUUAUUAUUAUUAUUAUUAUUAUUAUUAUUAUUAUUAUUACUAUUAUUUUGGAUUGUGACCGACUUCGGAACAAGCACCGGAUAUUUUUUGUUUGUUUGUUUGUUUGUUUUUUUAAACCCCCCACCCCACCCCCCUUCUGUCUCGCGUUUCCGAGUUUGCCGCGAGCCACUGUUGCGGGUACAAUGGCACCGGCUGCGCGCGAGAAGCUCCCGGCGCUCCAGCGCGGCUCCUUAUUGGCUCUGCUGUGCGGCUUGCUGUGCCUGGUCGCGGCGCGCGCGUGUCCGCAUAAGUGCAGCUGCUCGGGCUCACACGUGGACUGCCAGGCGCAGGGCUUCAAGACUGUACCGAGGGGCAUCCCGAGAAACACCGAGCGUCUAGACCUGGACAGAAAUAACAUCACUCGGAUCACCAAGGUGGACUUUUCCGGACUCAAAAACCUCAGAGUUCUGCAUUUGGAGAACAAUCAGAUCAGUGUGAUUGAAAGAGGAGCAUUCCAGGACCUCAAACAGCUGGAGAGGCUGCGUCUGAACCGGAACCGGCUGCAGGUUCUGUCAGAGCUGCUAUUCCAGUCCACACCCAAGCUGGGCCGCCUGGACCUGAGUGAGAAUCAGAUUCAGGCCGUACCUCGUAAGGCUUUCCGUGGAAUCACCACCGUCAAGAACCUGCAACUGGACAGCAACCACAUCAGCUGCAUUGAAGAUGGAGCCUUCCGAGCCCUGCGCGAUCUGGAGAUACUCACUCUCAACAACAACAACAUCACCCUCAUUCCACUGUCCAGCUUCAACCACAUGCCCAAGCUGCGGACUCUCCGUCUACACUCCAACAACCUGCACUGCGACUGCCACCUGUCGUGGCUUUCUGAUUGGCUGCGGCAGAGGCGGGGCCUGGCCCCCUUCACGCAGUGCAUGUCCCCCACCCACAUGCGAGGCCUCAAUGUCCCUGAUGUGCAGAAACGAGACUUCAUUUGUACAGGCCCUGCUCAGGCAGAGCCGAGGUCUUGUGCUCCCCAAGCGUCCGUCUGUCCUGCCAGCUGCACCUGCAACAACAACAUCGUGGACUGCAGGAGAAAAGGCCUUACCGAAAUCCCAGCCAAUCUGCCCGAGGGCAUCGUAGAAAUUCGUCUGGAACAAAACCUGAUUAAGAGCAUUCCACCUGGGGCCUUCUCUCCAUACAAGAAGCUGAAAAGAAUAGAUCUGAGCAAGAAUCAGAUUUCAGACAUCGCUGAUGAUGCCUUCAGCGGCCUCCGUUCCCUCACCUCACUGGUGCUGUAUGGGAACAAAAUUGCUGAGCUCCCCAAAGGCUUGUUUGAUGGCCUUGUCUCCCUGCAACUGCUGCUGCUUAACGCCAACAAGAUCAACUGCCUGAGGGUGAACACAUUCAAGGACCUGCAGAGUCUCAAUCUGCUCUCUCUCUAUGACAACAAGCUUCAGACCAUCAGCAAAGGCCUGUUCACCCCGCUGCGCUCCAUCAAGACCCUACAUCUUGCUCAGAAUCCCUUCAUGUGUGACUGCCACCUGAAGUGGCUGGCUGACUACCUGUUUGACAACCCCAUUGAGACAAGUGGGGCGCGCUGCAGCCACCCGCGCCGCCUCGCCAACAAGCGCAUCAGUCAGAUCAAGGGCAAGAAGUUCCGCUGCACAGGUUCAGAGGACUAUCGGAGUCGUCUAACAGGCGAGUGUUUUCAGGACCUGGUGUGCCCUGAACGCUGUCGCUGUGAGGGUACCGUGGUGGAUUGUUCCAACCUCAAACUCACCAGCAUCCCUCCUCACCUUCCUGAACACACCACUGAUCUGCGCCUGAACGACAAUGAAAUCUCAUCGCUGGACGCCAUGGGGGCCUUUAAGAAGCUCCCACACCUUCGGAAGAUAAACCUGAGUAACAAUAAGCUGCGGGAGAUUCGGGAGGGUGUGUUUGAUGGUGCUGGAGGCAUCCUUGAGCUCCUACUAACUGGAAACAAGCUACAGUCUGUGCAGGGGCGCAUGUUCAGAGGCCUGAGUGGCCUCAAAACCCUGAUGCUGAGGAGCAACCAGAUCACUUGUGUGGAUAACACCACCUUCACGGGCCUCAGCUCCGUACGUCUGCUGUCUCUGUACGAUAACCGUAUCUCCACUAUCGUCCCGGGAGCCUUCUCCACCCUACACUCCCUCUCCACCAUUAACCUGCUGUCCAACCCAUAUGUGUGUGACUGUCACUUGGCAUGGCUGGGCCAGUGGCUGAAGAAAACCAGGGUGGUGAGCGGAAACCCCAGGUGCCAGAAGCCUGCCUUCCUGAAGGAAAUCCCCAUACAGGACGUGGCUACGCCUGACUUCACCUGUGAUGGUAUAGAGGAGAAUGUCUGUUUGCCGUCAGUCCCUCGCUGUCCAGAUCCCUGCACAUGCUCAGAUACAGUGGUGCGCUGCAGUAACCGAGGACUUCGCUCUCUACCCAAGGGCAUCCCCAAGGACACCACAGAGCUGUAUCUGGAAGGAAACCUGCUCACUUCAGUGCCCAAGGAGCUGAGCAAUCUGAAACAACUACUGCUUGUAGACCUGAGUAACAACAGUAUCAGCUCUCUGACUCCUUUCAUCUUCAGCAAUAUGACUCAGCUCUCCACACUUAUCCUGAGUUAUAAUCAGAUCCGCUGUGUGCCGGUGCAUGCAUUCGACGGACUGCGCUCACUCCGUUUGCUGACUCUCCACGGAAAUGACCUUUCAACCAUUCCAGAGGGAGCCUUCAACCACUUGACGUCUCUGUCUCAUCUGGCUCUGGGUGCAAACCCACUCUAUUGUGAUUGUGAGCUUCGCUGGCUAUCACAGUGGGUUAAAGCUGGUUUUAAGGAGCCGGGCAUUGCUCGCUGUACUGGACCACCUGACAUGGCUGACCGUCUGCUUCUGACCACGCCCCUCAAUCGCUUCCAGUGCAACGGUCCUGUUGAUCUGAAUAUGAUGUCCAAGUGCGCCCCCUGUCUGGCCAACCCGUGCCAGAACAACGGCACGUGCGUUAGUGAUGUCACAGGCUCCUAUCACUGCACCUGUCCCUUUGGCUACAAGGGACGGAACUGUGAGAUCCCCAUGAACGCCUGCUUGAGCCAACCCUGCGUCAACGGGGGCACGUGUCACCUCUCAGCUGGUCAGGACGGUCACUACAGAUGUGUGUGUCUGCCUGGCUUUGAGGGCGAGCGAUGUGAGGUGAACCCAGAUGACUGCGAAGACAAUGACUGCGAGAAUAACUCCACCUGUGUGGACGGCGUCAACAACUACACCUGCAUCUGCCCUUCCAACUACAGAGGAGACCUGUGUGAAGAAGUGGUGGACCCCUGCCUGCCUGGGUUUGACCCCUGCCAGCACGACUCCAAGUGUGUGCCUCUCAGUAAGGGCUACAGGUGUGAGUGUUUGCCAGGCUACGUGGGGCAGCACUGUGAGCAGGACUACAAUGACUGUUUGGAGAACAAGUGUCAGCAUGGGGCUGAGUGUGUGGACGCCAUCAACGGUUACACGUGUGUCUGCAAGGAUGGUUUCAGCGGGCUCUUCUGUGAAAACCCUCCUCCCAUGAUCCUGCUCCAGAAGACGAGUCCGUGUGAUCAGUCGGACUGUCAGAACGGAGCUCAGUGUCUUCUGAUUGAGGGUGAACCGGUGUGUCGGUGUCUGCCCGGCUUCUUUGGAAACAAGUGCCAGAAGAUGCUUACCGCACACUUCCUCGGGAAAGACACGUACAUAGAACUACCCGGGUCUUCUAUCCGUCCUUCCACUCAUAUAUCCCUGCAGGUGGCUACUGAUAAGGAUAAUGGCAUGCUAUUUUAUAAGGAGGAUCAUGACCCUUUGGCUGUGGAGCUGUAUCAAGGCCACAUUCGACUCAUGUAUGACAUCGCUAAGUACCCUCCUACAACUGUAUACAGUGUGGAAUCGGUGAACGACGGACUCUUCCACACAGUGGAAUUACUGAUCCAGAAUCAAACGUUGAGUCUGGUGGUGGAUAAAGGAUCCCCUAAGAGUCUGGGCAAACUGGCACGGCCGCCCUCAGUGGAGCCGAACACACAUCUUUACAUCGGAGGCGUGCCCUCUGCGAUCGGCUCCACAGGCCUGCGUACGGGAGCUGAGCGCACAUCCCAGUCCUUCAACGGCUGCAUCCAUAACGUCCGUUUCAACGGGGAGCUGCAGGAGCUGAGUACCGGGUUGACGGGCACAGAAGGCAUCCUGCCUGGCUGCCACUUGUGCAGUGUGUGUGCACAGGGGCCGUGCAGGCAGAGGGGUGAGGCGGGCGUGACUUGUGAGUGUCCUGCCAGCAGCAGUGGUCCUCUAUGCGAGCAACAGAGCUACGCCAACCCCUGUCAGUCCAGCAGGUGUGUGCAUGGCCUGUGUGUGCCUAAGGGUUCGUCCUACAGCUGUAAGUGUGCGCACGGUUACACGGGUCAGUUCUGUGAAAGGAGAGAGGAGCCAGCCACCUGCAGGGGGCACUACUGUGCGCAUGGGGAAUGCAGAGUGGAUGAGAGUGGAGAUCCUGCAUGCCACUGCCAGCCUGGAUACACAGGCAGCACCUGUGACACCGAGCUGACGUGUCAGGGCGAGAUGGUCCGUGAGCAGCUCAAGCGUCACAUAGGCCAGAAGACAUGCACGUCCACCAGUAAGGUCCCCCGGGUCGAGUGUCAACGCUCGUGUCACCCGGGACUCUGCUGCGCCCCCACCAAGAGCCGCAGACGGAAAGUCAGCUUCAAGUGCUCGGACGGCUCCUCUUUCUCCGAAGAGCUGGAGACGACCGUGGAGUGCGGCUGCUCGAAAUGCCCUUCAUAAUGAUCACCUUCUCCACCCCUGCCCCCGCACCCCCCACCCCCCCCCCCCCCCACCCCAUUUCACAUGGAGCCAGAGGGAAAGAAAAUAUAUUGUACAUUUAAAAAAAAAAAUACAAAUAGAACUUAUUUUUAUUAAGGGAUUUUUUUAAAGAGACUGUUUUUAUGAUCUUUCUUGUAUGUGUGAUAUAAAAGUUAUUUUGUAUCCGUGAAAAAAAAAAAAAAAAACCCACACACACACAGCAGAUUAACAUUCCUGAAAGUAUAUGAAUUUUAUAUAAAUAAAUAUAUAUGAAUGUGUGUAUCUAUAUAAAUGUACAACCUAACCUGAAGAUUAAUAGUGUGUAUUGCAUGUCUGACUGAGUGUGAGAGGGAUUUUUUAGGACACUGAGCAAGUAAAAUAUUAAAAAGCCAAUAAUGCCGGUCAAGAGGAGCAUGAGGAACCUCAAACUGUCCCCGACGUGAAGAGGACCGCUAUGCUGGUGAAACAGGAACUGUGCCUUAUAUCCAGCUUGCAUUGUGAUAGACUAAAGGACUCAUUACUUAAAUCCAGAGCUGAAGGAUUGGAACUGUUUAUCUUUAGAGCUCUGAAAUGCUCAUGUUACAUGCAGAUGUUCCUGACUGUUGGGUUUUUUUUGUUGUUGUUUUUGUUUGUUUGUUUUUUUAUUUGUCUAUUAUCACUCAAAGAGAAGAGCAGAAUUCCGAGCAGGAUGGAUCACAGAGCGAAACGUAUCUCCCCAUAUUUCUCGCAUGACUGCAUGGAAGCGUAUAGGACUGAAUGUGAACUCAUGCUGUGGUCCAGCAGAGAUGCUCCAGUCACUGGUGGUGUCUUUCUCCCAUUUUUAUUUUUUGUUGUUGUUGUUGGGUUUUUUUUUACUAAAUAUUCACAAAAACACGACCACAUCUGAGCUCUGUUGGAAAGCUCUCCAUGUUGAUACAGUAUUCUGUCAUAACCUUACUAAUAUAUUAAACACGAAUAUGUUACGCCCAUUACUACUGUAUUUUGUAUCAUAUAGCCAUCGUUUUACAAGGAAGGCUUUUUACAGAUCUCAGAGAGAUAGUAAACAUGUCAAAUUUCCCCAAAGUUAAUCAAUCGGUGUUAAACCCAAAUACGAUCGGUGUAUUCUCAAGAAUAAAACAUUAGAACAUUUCCCAAUGAUCUGAUAUAUGAUGAAUUAUAUUAAUGCCUGUAAAGGUAAAGAUGGUGUAACUAAUAGAGCAUUUCUGGUUGAAUAUGAACUAGAGAGUGAUGAAUAACGUACUAUGAAUGUUGAAUUAAAACUUCUAAUGAAUCCUUUAA
Molecule: messenger RNA, 6587 nt
Organism: Ictalurus punctatus (channel catfish)
Lineage: Eukaryota; Metazoa; Chordata; Actinopteri; Siluriformes; Ictaluridae
Gene: slit3
Product: slit homolog 3 (Drosophila)
Exons: 36
Coding region: 708-5291 (1527 amino acids)
Biological process (GO): negative chemotaxis; axon guidance
Molecular function (GO): heparin binding; Roundabout binding; calcium ion binding
Source: RefSeq, a predicted model, not a curated record